AUGGCCAUGGGCCUCCACAGGGGCCACGGGGCGACCGAGAAUGUGAGAAAGCAGAGGCACAGCACAUCACCAAGCACCGAAUUCAUACGGGACAUGAUCCCAGAGGUGUGUGGCUUUGCCCCCUAUGAGCGGCGUGCCAUGGAGCUGCUCGAGGUCUCUAAGGACAAGAGGACCCUGAAAUUCAUCAAGAAAAGGGUGGGGACGCACAUCCGUGCCAAGAGGGAGAGAGAGGAGCUGAGCAAUGUCCUUGCAGCCGUGAGGAAGGCAGCGGCCAAGAAGGACUGA
Molossus molossus (Pallas's mastiff bat) is the source of this 285-nucleotide messenger RNA. RefSeq names its product 60S ribosomal protein L36-like. The record is from RefSeq and is a predicted model, not a curated record. Gene Ontology annotation, cellular component: ribosome; cytosolic large ribosomal subunit. The transcript has a single exon. Lineage: Eukaryota; Metazoa; Chordata; Mammalia; Chiroptera; Molossidae. Gene Ontology annotation, biological process: cytoplasmic translation. Bases 1 to 285 code for a protein of 94 amino acids. Gene Ontology annotation, molecular function: structural constituent of ribosome.